Bursaphelenchus xylophilus (pine wood nematode) is the source of this 4186-nucleotide messenger RNA. Lineage: Eukaryota; Metazoa; Nematoda; Chromadorea; Rhabditida; Aphelenchoididae. The record is from the annotation of a GenBank genome assembly.
AUGCUGAUUUUGGCCAUAUUGGAUAUGGCUUUAUUGCCUGGUUCGGCGUUUGCCACGUCUUAUUUUUUAAUGAAAGGCACAGUGUUCUGCGACCAUCCAACCAUGAUUUAUUUCAUCGGAGUAUGGUUGUUGGGUAAGCGUAAAGUUUUCGGAAAACGCAUAGGACUAUACGAAUAACUGUGAUUUUUCAGCACUCUGGAUGGGUUACGCAUUAUAUGCAAUAAUCUUGGCGUUAAAUCGUUGCGUCUCCUUCACACGCCUUGACAUGUAUUUCAAGGGAAAUUGGGAAUAUUUUUGGUUAAUCUCGCCUUGGUUUAUGAUUCUGUAUCAUUUCUUGUAUGGAACUCCAGUCAUCUUUACUCCGCAAUAUUAUGGAUGGUUCUUCAAUCCACAUAUGGGAUAUUUUGAGGACAUUGAUGGACAGGUAAGGCCAGUUUAUUGGAGCCUGUGAAGUCGCAUUGACUGGUCGUGUCUAACAAUAAAUCAACGUUUUAGUACUUUAAUUGGGCGCAUACAAUAGAAAACAUUAUUGUAGCAACAGCCAUCCCUCUGCUUUACGUUGUUUUCUUCUUCUACGUUAAAAAAAUUGGCAAAGGACGAACUAAUGAGCCGCGCGACGACAAGAAUGUAAGAUCGUCUUCGGUGGCGUUAAUAAGAUUUUUUAUUGAAGCUUUUCGGCCAAAUUCUUACUAUGAGUUUGAUUAUCUCGGCGGCUGCUGUGACUUAUUUUGUGAUGCAACUUUCGUUCACGCCAUAUUGGGUAAAGUGUACCGGCCAUUACGGGUGGAUAAUUGUGCAAGGUAAGGGAAGACCUUUUUUGAGCGGUGUGCGGUGUGGGGGUGCUAGUUGUACGUCUGCCCAUACACUAUUACAAAUAAGGUAUUUGACCUUAUUCGGCUGCGCCUGCUUUGCGCAAGCUUGUAUUGGAUGGAUGUUUGAUCCAGUUACUCACAUAGUGGAAGCUUAAAUUUCACUGUGCGAGGAAAUCCAUGACUUUGCAGAACAUUAGUGAUACAUCACUUCUCUUCAGGUUGCCCAGCAGUAAUCUACCUGACCAGCAAUCGGACUUUUCAGAAGAAAUUGUUCGGGAAAAGAUCACGCGGUGUCGGCAAUUCAUCGACGACAAAACCCCUAUAGCCAGGAGAAAUCCAACAUAUGAAUUGGUAAAAUUACACAUUCAACCGCGCAUUGUUUGAAAAGUACAGGGUCUUACAAAAAACGUGAAGGAAAGCGGAAGGCUAUAACUUCUGGCGGAGGCGGCGCAGAGACUUCGUAUUUGAAAUAUGUAUUUUUAAAAGACAUAAGUUUUUGUCUACGAAAUAACAAGCUUUUAAAAUGCAAACCGAGGUCGCUACGACCUUCUGAAGUUGAGGCAUCACUACCCCGAAAACCAGGUUUUUUCGGUUGAAAAUGAUCGAGAAAUUUCGGUCUUUUCCGGUUGAAGGAAAUGUCGGAUUUUUUGGGGGGUUUCGAUAUGGGUGAUGUUGAAAAAUAUGACGAAAGUGCCAACACUUGCAAAUUAUGCACGUUUUCUUAAAGACUACAUCAAGAAACCCCAAAAAAUCCAACAUUUCCUGGUGAUUUUCAACCGAAAAAGUCCGAAAAUUCUCGAUCAUUUUCAACCGAAAAAACCUGGUUUUCGGGGUAGAGAUGCCUCUACUUUAGAAGGUCGUAGCGACCUCAGUUUGCACUCUAAAAGCUUGUUAUUUCGUAGACAAAAACUUAUGUCUUUUAAAAAUACAUAUUUCAAAUAAGAAGUCUCUGCGCCGCCUCCGCCGGAAGUUACAGCCUUCCACUUUCCUUCACGUUUUUUGUAAGACCCUGUAAUAAAGAAACUUUGUUUCUUGAAAUUGUUGAUGUUAUUAUGUGUAUGAUAGGCGGAGAAUUGCUUAUGGUGCGCCGUUAAAAUUUGGGUUUGUGAAAUAUAUAGCAGGUGUUAUUCUUGGGAGUUGCUCAAUAAUAUGUAGUUAUCAAGCCGGAAAGGAGGUCCUAAUUGUUGGUUAUGUCUGCUACUAUUAGGCUCUCCUGCAAAAUUUUUUAAAAGCCCCAAAAAACUGUUCGUCGGUUCAGUCUAGACAUGGCUGGGGGGCCGGGCCGGGCCGAAAAUCGCGGCCCGGCCCGGGGGCCGGAAGGAGUCGGCCCGGCCCCGGCCCCCUUCAAAUUUUCUCGGCCCGGCCCGGCCCCGGCCCCCAGGGGGCCGGGCCGGGCCGGGGGCCGACAGGGGACCGAACUGUAAAUAUAAAUUUUUUUUGGGGCUUUGGUAGUUCAGCUCCCUUCGAAAGGUAGUUCAAACCCCCACUGUUUUGUCCAUUUCACAACCCCGUAAUUAAAAAAUUGGAAUUAUACAAAAAAUGCAAAUUAGAGUAAAAUGACCCCAGGCGUUUUAGUUCAAAGCCCCAGUUAGCGUCCAGAUUCGUUUUUGUGGUUCAGGCAACGAUGAUCGUAGCCGAGAGAACCCAAUCCCGAGUAGGCGCUUCAGGUUGGAUGAGGGGGUUUAUACUGGGUCCAGGGGAGGCUGAACUGAGCUGGCGGGUUGUACUACCCUAGUCCCCAUUUUUUUGUUAUACCAAUCGACAAUAAAUUUUGACACAAAAAAUUACCAACCAUUGCCUAAAGUACUUCAAAAAACCCAAUCGGUUCUUGGCUCUGCGUUUUAUUUUUAUUGGCAACCCUAAUUUUCGCUUUGAGACUGAGAAUUUUAGUCAUUGGGGGCCGAUUGGGGGCCUGGCGGGGGCCCCGGUCGGCCCGGCCCGGGGGCCGGAAGAGGUCGGCCCGGCCCCGGGGCCUUUAAAACUCGUUCGGCCCGGCCCAGCCCGGCCCCCCGGGGGGCUGGGCCGGGCCGGGCCGGGCCGGGCCGGCCCGGCCCACUAGCCAUGUCUAGUUCAGUCUGAGCAAAAACGAAAUUUCUUUUUGAUGGACUUAUAUUUCAACCGCCACGACCGGUAUCUACAGCUCUAUAACUGCUCUUUUUACGACCCUGAGAUAAGCCCACGGGGAUCGCGAGUGUCCAUUAAUGGAGGGCUUCUAUUCUUCUUUUCCGGUUUGAUUGAAGAGAUCCUGUAUGUCCCGGUGGUAUACGUAUUAGUGGACAAAGAGUUGCGGCAGUUUUUAUGCUACCGAAUUAUGCUGAUGUUGGCGGUUUUGGACAUGGUAAUAUUGCUGGGCUCGGCGUUUGCAACCGCGUAUUUUUUGAUGAACGGUAUCGUAUACUGCGACCAUCCAACAUUUAUGUAUUUUCUUGGAUUGUGGAUGAUGGGUAAGAAAAAGUGACUACUCGCGCACAAGGUCGAGCAAUUUAUCACUGACCCGCGCGCAAGAUGCACGUCUGCAGUGCAAAACAUGAAAAAUAUAACUGUAAACGGAAACGUUGAAGUUUUAGCGCUCUGGAUGGGCUAUGCUUUGUAUGCCAUUAUCUUAGCGCUAAACCGCUGCGCUGCCUUUACAACCAUGGACGUCUAUUUCAAAGGAAACUGGCAAUACUUUUGGCUGAUCGGGCCUUGGUUUAUGGUCGUCUACCAAGCAGCGUUUGGAAGCCCAGGGAUAUUCAUUCCACAGUAUUAUGGAUGGUUUUUCAACCCGCAUAUGGGCUAUUUCGAGGACACUGAGGGAAGGGUAAACUGAAUGUUUUUAUUGCUAAAUAGAACCCUAUACUUUUACAGUACUUCAAUUGGGCGCACAGCAUCGAGAACAUUGUUGUGGCAACAGUAAUCCCAUUACUCUAUCUUAUAUUUUAUUUUUACGUACGAAGAAUUGCAAAGGGACGGACAGACAACAUGUCGAGCAAUGAUAGAAACGUAAAUAAAUUUAAAUGACUAGUUAUUAACUCUUAAAAGUUGCAGUUAUUUGCGCAGAUCUUUAUCAUGAGCCUAAUCAUUUCUGUGGCGGCCAUGGUUUACUUUUUCAUGCAAACCUUAUUUUUGCCGUCAUGGGUUAAAUCGAUGGGGCAUUAUGGAUGGAUCGUUGUGCAAGGUUAGUGUUGUUAAGAAAUACUUACAAAAAAAAAAGAAAGAUAAAACAGUAAUUUGCAGGUUGUCCAGCCGUUAUCUACUUGACCGGAAACCGCACCUUCCAGAAGAAGCUGUUCAAGAAAACGGCACCCGGAUCCAACAACUCAUUAAGUGCGAGGCAGCAGAAACCAGUAGAUACCAAAACUCUUAAGUCCCUUAACUCUUCACCUCUCCCUUGA